This is a messenger RNA of Pseudonaja textilis, 2368 nucleotides long. The record is from RefSeq and is a predicted model, not a curated record. Lineage: Eukaryota; Metazoa; Chordata; Lepidosauria; Squamata; Elapidae.
UGGACCUUGUAUUGGACAGAUUAUUCUGUCUCUCUGGAGCGGGUGAUGGAGAUGAAAAGUUAUCAGAAAAUAAAUCAUUUCCCUGGAAUGACAGAAAUCUGUAGGAAGGACCUUCUAGCCAGAAAUAUGAGCAGAAUGUUAAAGCUUUUCCCCAAAGAAUUCAACUUCUUUCCCAAGACUUGGUGUCUCCCUGCUGACUAUGGUGAAUUGCAGGCCUUUGGGAGAUCAAAAAAACAUAAAACUUACAUCUGUAAACCAGACUCUGGUUGUCAAGGCAAAGGCAUUUUCAUCACAAAAACUGUAAGAGAUAUCAAACCUGGGGAGGAUUUGAUCUGCCAGCUCUAUAUCUCAAAGCCAUUUAUUAUUGAUGGUUUCAAGUUUGAUCUUCGGAUUUAUGUGUUGGUGACAUCGUGUGAUCCACUACGAGUAUUUGUUUAUGAGGAGGGACUUGCACGUUUUGCAACAUCUAUGUAUUCCGAUCCAUCACAAAGUAAUUUGGACAAUGUCUGCAUGCACCUGACUAAUUAUUCAAUUAACAAGCACAGCGCUAAUUUUGUACGAGAUGAAGAUUCUGGUAGUAAGAGGAAGCUGUCUACCUUUAAUAAGUACAUGGAGCAAAAUGGUUAUGAUACAGGAAAAAUAUGGAAGGAUAUUGAAGAUGUUGUUAUUAAAACAUUGAUAUCAGCUCAUCCCGUCCUGAAGCAUAAUUAUCUCACUUGCUUUCCCAACCACAUCAUGUGGAGUGCUUGUUUUGAGAUCCUGGGAUUUGAUAUCUUGCUGGAUCGAAAACUCAAACCAUGGUUGCUUGAGGUGAAUCAUUCUCCAAGCUUCAGUACGGAUUCAUGGCUGGAUAAAGAAGUAAAAGACCAACUAUUAUAUGACACACUGAUAUUGAUCAACCUAGGAGCAUGUGAUAAGCGCAAAAUCUUGGAAGUAGAGAAACGGCGAGGAAAAGAAAGGCUUCUCAAGCAGUGUCGUAAUCGUGAAGCCAGAGCCGAGGAAUUCAAGAACUGCCAGGCUGUGUGGCUUCAACAAGCAAAGAUUUAUGAAGAAAACAACCUAGGAGGUUAUCGUCGAAUAUAUCCCAGUUCUGAUUCUGUCAGAUAUGAUAAGUUUUUCCAACAGAAUAGUUCGCUUUUCCAGGAAACAGCAGCUUCUAGAGCUCGUGAAGAGUAUGCAAGGCAUCAGCUGCAGGAACUGCGUUUGAAACAAGAACAGAAAAUAACAUUGAAAGAAAAGAAGACCGAAUUCCCAGGAGAGUCCAGUGGAGAAAAAACAAAGAUUCCUAGGCCAAAGAUGGUAAAUAGAUCAACUAUAUUGCCAGUCUCUACUCAGAUUUGUUCAGAAUCAGGACUGGGGACUGUUCUCCUGCUUGAACAUUUUUUGGAUGAACAAGAGCCCAAGAAAGAAGUGUUCUGUGAAUCUUCAAAUAUUUCCCUACAUAACAGCGCUGAAACAGAUAACCCAGAUUAUUCUGCAAAGCAUCCAGUGAGGCCCUACAGCUCUGUGCCUGAUUUGACCUGUCGGAAUUCAUCCAGCAUUCCAGAACAAUCUAAUUCCAGGCCAGAACUGAGGAAUACCACUAAUAUUCACCAUUCUGCAACUAAUAUUCAACCAUCAAAUGGAUCUACAAAAGCAUGCAGUAAACAAAACUCAUGCCAUCCUGACAAACAUUUUCCAGCAAUGAUCAAACAUCAUCUGAGGAGCAAAACUGCGAAAAACAAAGGUGCCUGUGAAACUCCAACUGUUAAAAAUUUCCACCCAUUUGGUGAAUUGUCUUUCCAAUAUGUUGGAAGAAAAGCAAUUUCAUCACAGUCAGCAGUCAAGGCAAUGAGAAAGAAAUUUUCUGAGAAUGGCAGGGAAAAAACAUCUUUCUUUAUUUCAGAAUUUUUCAGCAAACAAUUUACAUCAUCUGAGAAGCAAUUACAACAUCUCUGUCAAGUCCAGUCUCAACACCCCACCAAUCGAGCAAAAAGUGCUUACCUCUCCAGAGAAGUCGUAGGGACCAGAAGCACUUUUGACAGGAAACCAGCAAAAUACUAUAAUAUUCACUUCAGCCUGCAGAAGCCAACGAUUCAGCAACACGGCUUGCAAGAUUUGCUGGUGAUCUCACAGAUGAACAGCCAGUCAACAAAAGCUCGUAACCCUAGAGUGAAAAGUAGUCCUUAUUCUUAAGGGUCUAAAUGAAUUAUCUGCAAGCACUGGACAGCACUGAAGCCCAGAAGAAACAGCUUUCUAUUAAAGAGAACCGAGAACUAUUUGAACAAUUGAACUAUACAUUUUUCAAGCAUAAUCCUAUUGAAAGGAGCUUCCAUGCAGCUAAUUAAAUUUGAGCUAUGAAGUGAUAGGGCAUUUUUUAGAUUAAGUG